CCUGCAGCAGCCAUGUUACACCAAGCCUGGCAGCUCUAUGGGAGGUGGUGCCGUUGGUCCAGUCCUUUUAUCCAUCUCCUCAUACUGACUGUGGUGACAUUUGGUGUGCUUGCACCUUUGAUUUGCCACCGGCUCCUCCACUCUUAUUUCUAUUUGCGGCGCUGGCAUCUGAACCCCAUGAGCCAGGAGUUCCUGGAGCAGAACCAGCAGGAGGGCCAGGCUGCUCUCCAUUACUUUGAGAAGCUGCAGAUACCCAACGCCUCUGAGGCCUCUGGCAGUGACGCCUUCCAGCCCUUGCUGCUGGUCACCAUUAUCACUGUGCAGAGGCGGAAUGAUUUCCACUAUGUCUUGCAAGUAGCCUCCAGCUUCCACCGCCUCCUCCAGAAAUGUGGUGCACGUUGCCGGAGCCACCGCAUCCUCCUCUGUAAUGUGGAGUCAGACCCCAGUAGCCAUCAGGAUGUCAGGCUGCUGAGCAGCUUCUUUCCUAUGGUUAGUCGUGACAAAACUGGUGAGAACCCUGACCCCAGAGUGAACCAGUUUGAGAAGGAGAAGCAGGACUACGUCUUCUGCCUUGAGCAGUCGCUGUUGGCGUACAACCCAGAAUAUGUCCUCAUAGUGGAAGAUGAUGCUGUGCCAGAGGAGGAGAUAUUUGCUGUCUUGCAGCACCUCUUGUUGGCCCGGUUCUCCAAACCAUACCUCAGAGAUGCACUCUACUUCAAGCUUUACCAUCCUGAGAGGCUUCAGCGCUACUUCAAUCCUGAACCAAUGAGAAUCCUUGAGUGGCUAGGUCUGGGUAUGUUUCUGGGGCCCGUGCUGAACUGUGUGUACUCCUGGGCAACUGGGCGCCCCAGCCUCAGUUGGCCCAUUGUCUUGUUCUUUGCUUUGUACAGUAUGGCUUUGUCAGAGCUGGUGGGACGGCAUUACAUGCUGGAGCUGCGCCGGCUGGCCCCCACGCUGUAUAAUAUCGUGCCCGUCACCGAAUGCUGCACGCCUGCCAUGCUCUUCUCCGCUCCGUCUGCCCGCCGUGCCUUAGGUUACCUGAAGGGGCUGCACUGCCGCCAGGGUUUUGCUAAGGAUAUUGCCCUCUACUCACUGCUGCAUACUAAGGGGGAGAACGCCUAUGUGGUGGAACCCAACCUGGUCCGGCACGUGGGAAUGUAUUCCAGCCUUCGGCUAAACGACAACCCAAAACUGCUGUGA
Gavia stellata (red-throated loon) is the source of this 1200-nucleotide messenger RNA. RefSeq names its product post-GPI attachment to proteins GalNAc transferase 4 (gene PGAP4). Gene Ontology annotation, cellular component: Golgi membrane. Gene Ontology annotation, biological process: GPI anchor biosynthetic process. The record is from RefSeq and is a predicted model, not a curated record. Bases 13 to 1200 code for a protein of 395 amino acids. The transcript has a single exon. NCBI's taxonomy places the organism in Eukaryota, Metazoa, Chordata, Aves, Gaviiformes, Gaviidae. Gene Ontology annotation, molecular function: glycosyltransferase activity.